Messenger RNA from Folsomia candida, 6858 nucleotides. RefSeq names its product la-related protein 1. Gene Ontology annotation, molecular function: RNA cap binding. Gene Ontology annotation, biological process: mRNA stabilization; positive regulation of translation. The transcript has 15 exons. Lineage: Eukaryota; Metazoa; Arthropoda; Collembola; Entomobryomorpha; Isotomidae. The record is from RefSeq and is a predicted model, not a curated record. Gene Ontology annotation, cellular component: cytoplasmic stress granule; cytosol. The coding region runs from base 688 to 5364 and encodes 1558 amino acids.
AUUCACUUUUUUAAUCGUAAUGAUAAUAAAAAGGAUGAUGAUGGAGAAUAGAGAGAUAGAUCCGGCACAGUUGGGUGAGCAUAUGCUGCCACCAUAUUUUUGCAAAAUUGCUACUUAUUAGGGUGAAGUUGCAAGUUAAAUUGUUUUGUGGGGAGAGGAAAACUCGUGGUGAUUUCGUGUCGACCGGAAGGAAAGACAAGUACCGGAUUUCUUUCUUUAGUGACGAGUGACAUUGAACGAGUUGUAAUAAUCUUGCUUUUUAUGGGGAUCGUCUACUCGACACUUUUGUAUCCCAAUGGAUAUCAUCCGGUGUCUUUACCAAAAGUUGCUGUACCAGAGUUAUUACUAGAAGCUGAAGCCAUUUCUCAAACAAUGUCUAAGCCAAGAAGACAUACAUAGACUGCUAAAAGACUUACUGCUUAUUACUUUGGAGGAAAAUAACAAGUUUCUUUUGCCGGCGUUAAUCCAGUAGUGGGGACAAAUAAUAGUUAAUAGUUCGUCAUUGUGUGAUCGAUCGCCCAAGAUCCGAAAAUCGAAAACGUUCUUAGGCUAGACUAGGUAUUAGGCAGGUGAUAGAUUAUUUAAAGUAAUAUUGGUUUACGACGACGACGUAUUUUCAUCUAUUCAAGACUUUUUCAAGUGCAUUUAUUAUUUCACAAACUUGAAACGCAAACCGCAUAAUACAUAAUGACGUCUUUAAAAGAAGCUCCGUCUUCAUCCGUUGGUGUAUCGGCUGAUUCUCACCAGCAGAACCCAACUUCUUCUUCGACACAAAGUACCUUCACUAAUGGGAAAUCAUAUGCAAGAAUUGUGGUUGCAGAGAGCGAUGACAAUGAAAAUAUCGGUACAAAGGCAAGUGAUGCUCCGAAACCACAGCAAAAAGAUGACGUGAGGCCUGGAUUGAGUCAAGAUAAUCAGCAGCAAACAUCUACUGCAAAACAAUACAAGUCGUCCUCUCGGUCAUCUCAUCAUCAUCACAAUUCUCAAGGACGAUUUUAUUCACAUUCAUCAGGAACGAAAGGUGCCAAGAAAAUUCCGUUUCAGACUCAAAAUCAAAACAUAAACAGUCAACCUCAAAUGGAACAACGUGAAAAUAAUAAUGCAAGUUCUCUUCUAGUUGAAAACAUACCAGACGAAUCUCCGGCAGCAGAUGAUUUUGAAGUUGUUGUUAGAAAGGGUCGACCUAAUAGUUCAGGAAAUAAUGGAAAUGGAUACCACGGGCAUGGACCGAAGUUUAGAAAAGGCCGAGGCGACCACUCCAAUCCUUCUGCUAAUAACGGAAGUGCAAAACCUUUUAAAGACUUUGAAGGUCGAAGGCAUCAUCAUCACCAUAAUCAUAAUAAUAACGGCAAGAGAGGCGGGCCACAUUUUGCCAACGACCUUCCAACAACCAAUAAGCCGGGAGAUACUACUACAACUGUCGCCGGAAUUUUGAAAAAGUCUGAAAUAGUGGGUGAAAAUGGGAACAUAAUAAAUGUAGAUGUAGAGAAUGGAGGUCCACCACUUCUUGAAAAUCAAAACGACAUCAUAAAUUCUAGUGUUUCCAGCAGCUCUCAGAAUUCGAAUGGAAGCGUUUCCUCGGAUAGGGAUGAAUGCAGUAUCGAAAACUCUUCCGAACCCGCUAAACCUCAAUAUGUUGUCGCUCCACCACCAAAAGUAAAUCCAUGGCUAAAAUCAAAAUCCAUUAAAACUGCCAUUUCCAAGGAAGGUAGUAGCUCUUCUUCCAACACUGUUCUUCCUACUACGACUGCUAGCAAUAGUCAGAAAUUAACUUCAUCUCAGACUAACAACAUCAAGAAUCCCGGCAUUCUUUCCUCUGCUACUGCCACCACGUUGUCGACUACUACUUCGUCUAUUAACGGGGGAAGCAACGUUGAGGGACGCAAUAAGAAUAACAAUAACAGUUUAGGCAGCAGCAGCAGCAACAACAACCAACCAAUAAUCAGCCAAUCAAAUGGCUCAUUGACUAACCCGAAUAGUUAUGCAAAACAAGUAGUAGCUGGCAAGUUGCCUUCAGGAAGUCUCGGGAAACAGCAAGCAAUGAACACGAGUAGUAGAUCCGUAGCUGCUGCAGGUUCUUCAACAUUAGCCAAUAAGGCGAAAGAUCUCUUAAAACCAUCCGUUGCUGAGGACUGGCCAACACUUGAGCAGGCCGCGGAAGUCCCUCAGUUAUUGCCGGUAUUUAAGAAAGUUGAGCUUGGUAAAAUCGUUCGGUUCCGUUCCAGCACCACAGAAUCAACGGAUUCCGGGAGUGAAGACAUUUUCCGCAAUAAUACUAAACGUAUCUCGGUUUCUGAUUCGAACGAGGAGACCAAAGUGUCCCAUUGCAGUACAUCCGAUGCUGUAAGUGACGAAGGUGGGCCGUCAGGAGCGUCGAGCGUUUGCGAAGGCGAGAGCAGUAGAAGUGGACUCGUAUCAUUGGAUGCAAUUCCAAAACUUACACAUAACGGGAGCUUGUCAAGUGACGAUAACGAGUUGGACACGGAUGAUGCUACUGGAAGUCAGAGUAGGCGAGGAAAAAAGAAAAAGUGGGUGCCUUUAGAUAUUCCUUCAGAAAGUUCUCAGUCGACCAAGCCGAGGAAAAAACCAUAUCCGACCAGAAGCUACAGUGAAAGUGAUUCCAGGAAGGGAAAAGAUCUCGCAGGAGCAACUGCAACGCAAAGUCAGGGUGACAUGAAAGCCAACAAUGGUGGUCCUGGAAGGAGACAGCAACAACAGAGAGGCGGUGGUGGAGGUGCACCUCGAGGGGGACGAGGAUACCGUGGUGGGCGUGGUGGAGGUUACCGUAGAUACAACUCCAAUGACCAAGAUGCUCAGUCAGCACCAACUGGAGACUACCACGACUAUCCCACGGAUUUCACAACCUUGUUUCCAGUCACUCCAGAAUUCAUAAUGCCUUACGUCACUCAAAGUUAUUAUCCGGUGUCACUAUCGUCUCCUGCUCGUGAGAAUGGGCAACAAAAAUCAACAGAAGAUGAUCCUGUGAUUAUAGCUCUGGUUAAAAACCAAGUAGAAUACUACUUCAGUCAAGAGAAUCUGGAAAAGGACUUUUACCUUCGCAGGAAAAUGACACCAGACGGAUUUCUACCCAUUUCAGUCAUUUUCAACUUUCCUCGAAUAAAAAAUAUGACUCAAGACAUGCUUGUGGUUAUAAAAGGGAUGCAAGCAUCCAACGUCCUUGAACUUAAUGCUGACUCGACUUGCGUCAGAACUAAGAAUGACCCAGAAAAAUGGCCAAUUGAAGAUGAAGCAUUAAAGGAAUUGCCAGCUCUUCAAUUUUUACCAGCACACCCUCCAAUGGUUGUAGCUUAUACGGCACCAUUAUCGCCCGUACCUGGCAUCAUUCUGCCACCUAUUCCUGCUGCUGCUAGAUAUAGUUCACCAAUUCAAAUUUUCCCAUUGCCAAUGCCUGUUCACCACAUACCUCCAAUUUCCGGGAUGGCUCACAGUCCAGGAAGUGAGACGCUCAACCCAAAUGUUCCGGAAUUUGUACCUAUGAUAAAUACCGUACCUAAGAAUACUGAUGAGGAGGCUGCUGCUGCUUCAUCCCAAAGUGUCCAGAGCACCACCAAGCCAAUUACCAUUCAAAACAACAAUCCUUCUCCGCGUGAAGAAAAAACUGGAAAGGACAAUCAUCAAAUCAGUAAAUCCGAAAAUGAGAAACAGACUGUGCCUAAAAAUGCUUCCACUACUAAUGUUACAACUGCCCAAAUUGAAAAGGACAAUGUUACUAAUGCAAAAUCCAACAAUUCGUCAUCAUCGAAUAAAAACACCAACAAAAAGGCUGAUACCAACAAUCCAAACAAAGAAGUCGAGGUCUCUUGGCAGGAGGUAAAGAAAAAACCAAAACCGGUGUCAAAAGUAAGGCGACGACUGCCUUCGAUGGAUGGAGAUGGUGAAACACAAUUCAUGUUUGAAGAAGACUUGGAUUUACCACCGGCUCGAUCACGUACUUAUUCAAGCGGACGUUACAGUGUGACGGAGGUCUCUGAGGAUUCAGAAGAUGAGAUUAGUGACUCUGAAAUUGACAACUUGGUUAUUGUCAUGCAACGAAACAGAUCCGACAGUAUCAGCUCCUCUUCAACGCCUGGAGGAGCAGUCGCUCAUGCUCACGGUCAUGCUCCAAUUCCGACGCGUCCAGUAAAACAUGAGGGUUACGACAGAACCGGACAUUGGACGACGAGAACCAAAAUGACUCAAGAAUUAGCUCAAAUCAUAAACGAUGGACUAAAGUAUUUCGAAGAAGACUUUGUAACCGAGGCCGAAAGUCAUACGCCAAAGCAAGGCAGCUUUACUACUGUCAACCUCAUUUCCAAGGAGGACUUUGAAAAGCUAAUUCCUCAAAUUCCUCGUGCUAUCAACCCAGAAUUUCCUCCACCGCCACCCGUCCCAUGCAACACUCCUAUGAAUGCUUCUUCUAUGCAUGAGAUUGGAGACAGCAAUGCGGUGACGAAGACACGCUCUAAAACAAGAACACGUCGACGAGCAACUCGUUUCUAUCCUGCUGGCAAAGAAGACGAAUCUGGAAGUAAAGAGCAUCAGCAACAAGAUAACCAUGUUGGCUGGAUUCGCGAAGGAAAGAGACAAAGAACCAGAACGAUUAGCCACACUGGCAGUGCUGGCGGAGGUGAUGAGGGAUCGUCAAGUCUUCCAUCCUCCCUUCCUGCAUUUCAACAUCCGUCUCAUGCCUUGUUGCAGCAAAAUGGAUUUGUUCAGCAGAUGUAUCACAAAUACCAUGCUCGGUGUUUGAAAGAACGAAAGAAACUCGGGUUUGGAGCAUCUCAGGAAAUGAAUACGCUUUUCAGAUUCUGGUCUUUCUUCUUGCGAGACAACUUCAACAGAAAGAUGUACGAAGAAUUUAAGCAACUAGCCUGGGAGGAUUCUAACGCUGGUUUUCGUUAUGGCCUUGAGUGCUUAUUCCGCUUCUACAGUUAUGGGUUAGAAGUGAAAUUCAGGCGGCACAUUUAUGAUGACUUUCAAUCUGAAACAGUUCGAGAUUGGACUGAGCAUGGCGGAGAUUUGUAUGGGGUCGAAAAGUUUUGGGCGUUUAGGAAAUAUUACAAAAAGAGCGAUGACCUACCUGUAAAGCCAGAGCUAAAAGAAAUUUUGAAUCCGUUCAAUAACAUUGAUGACUUUAAGAAAGCCAAUGCAAUGCGUGGAACCACUCCAGAUUCUCGCCGGCGACGAAUGUCUGAAUCGGAUAAGGUUGCUCAAUUACGCCAGUUUUGCCCACCACACCAACCAGCUGCACAACCAACUCAGUCUGGAGAGACAUCACGACGUCGAAGGACAGUUUCAGAAUCUGUGGCGAUUUCAGCACCUCGGAAAUCUCCGUCACGAUAUUCUCCAAAAUCCAAAUCGUAAAAAAAUUCCAGUCUUUCUUUAUUCCACUGUGCUAUUGAUCGACCAACCGACCAACACUUUUUUUUAAUAAUCCAACACUACUAUUCACCUUGCAUGUUUUAAACAUCAAAACUUCACUUUCGCAACUCCUUUUCCCAACAUGUUAAUCAUUGCCUAUAUUGUUUUUUCCAUGAAAUAGAUUUUAUCGUUACCUAAUAAUUUCGGGGGAUUGGAUUCAUCCGAUAUGAUUACAUCACAUAAGCGAAAGUGUUUGUUGUUUCUGCACGUACAUAUAAGUGGGUAUUUGACUUAUCAUGGUUGUUAUUUUUAUUCGUGUUGAUUGAAUCACUUGUGGAUAAACUAAAGAAAGAGAGAGAGAGAAAGAGUCAUAUACAUAUUAAGUAAUCGUAUUAAUGGAUUUGCUUUAAAGUUGGAUUUCCCACGUUAUUAAACACGUUUGUGUUACUAUUGUAAUUCUGAUCAAGUUCCAACGGAGUAAUGGGAAUUGAAAAAUGAUUAUCAUAAGUGCUUUAUCAACAGUGAUGAUAUUAGUGCAUAAUUUACAUGUUACAUAAUUGAACGGAAAAUUUUGUUUGGGUUUUCACUACUGAUUAGUAGUCUUGUUUUCAGAGUUAAAUACUUUCCAUUAAGCUUCACUUGUUCUGUUCUUUUGGUAGAUAUCGUACCUUGCAUAAUAUUCGAGUUAUACUCUUUUUUUGAUAUUGAUGAUGUUACUAGCUUUUUACUUAUUUUUAUCCACUCUUUCAUUUAUUCUUCAUCCCUUCCUUGUUUACUUUACUGCACAAUUAUAAAUUAUUAGCAAUGUUCAUAAAAGCUCAAAAUUUAGCAUGAAUUGAGUUCUGCUGUGUCGUUGGUUGUAUGUUUAUGUACAACUCGUUACGUACUGAAUUAAAAAAAUAUGGUAAUUAUUAUUAUUAUUUAAAUUCGAGAUAAAGUUUAUCCAUUGUUGUUCACAUUUUAACACAUUUUACAUAUCUUGUAUAUUAAUAUUGCAUUUAUAAAAUGUUAUAAAUAAUGGAAAAUUUAGCAAGAGUAUUUAUACAUAUAUAUUCGCUAUUUCGAUGCAUUUGAACGGGAAUAUUUUUCAAAAGUUCAACAAUAUUAUUAUAUUAUACUAAAUCUAGUUUUAUAAACUCGAGAGAAAAAAAUGACAAGAAAAGUAUAUAACGUUUGAAAGCAAAGUAAAAAAAAAUAGUAUCAAUGUUCACUAGUAAAAAAUAUACUUAUUACACAAAAAAUACAAUAUUAUUGUAGUCGUUUAGAAAGAAAAAAAGAUAUCGCAUUGUACUGUACUCCUCCUCAUAAUCACUCGUGUGUUUGUGUGUGGAUACUAAAAAUGAAAUUGUUAUUUCGUUAUAUAUUUAACAAUUUAUUAAUACACAUUAUUAAUAGAUCUAUCUAUGAAGAAGUAUAUGAAUGACAACUUCAAAAAAAAAUUGUGAAUUUUCAUGUUCAAAACAUAAAAAAAUAAACAAAAAAAUAUAACAAAAAGUA